AUGGUGCACGUUUGCUACUACCGCAACUAUGGAAAGACCUUCAAGGGACCACGUCGUCCAUACGAGAAGGAGCGUCUCGACUCCGAAUUGAAGCUCGUCGGUGAGUACGGUCUCCGUAACAAGCGUGAGCUCUGGAGAGUGCAGUACGUUCUCAGCCGUAUCCGUAACGCGGCCAGAGAUCUCCUGACCCUCGAUGAGAAGAACCCCAAGAGGAUCUUCGAAGGUGAGGCUCUUCUCCGUAGGAUGAACCGUUAUGGGCUUCUUGACGAGAGCCAGAACAAGCUCGAUUACGUCUUGGCCUUGACUGUUGAGAACUUCCUUGAGCGUCGUCUCCAGACCAUUGUCUUCAAGUCCGGUAUGGCUAAGUCCAUCCAUCACUCCCGUGUUCUCAUCAGGCAGAGGCACAUCAGGGUUGGAAAGCAAUUGGUGAACAUUCCAUCGUUCAUGGUGAGACUUGACUCGCAGAAGCACAUCGACUUUGCUCUGACCAGUCCCUUCGGUGGUGGCCGUCCAGGAAGAGUGAAGAGAAGGAACGAGAAGUCUGCCUCCAAGAAAGCAUCUGGUGGCGAUGCUGACGGUGAUGACGAAGAGUAA
Microthlaspi erraticum is the source of this 594-nucleotide messenger RNA. Lineage: Eukaryota; Viridiplantae; Streptophyta; Magnoliopsida; Brassicales; Brassicaceae. The record is from the annotation of a GenBank genome assembly.